Messenger RNA from Scophthalmus maximus (turbot), 3302 nucleotides. RefSeq names its product solute carrier family 24 member 6a (gene slc24a6a). Lineage: Eukaryota; Metazoa; Chordata; Actinopteri; Pleuronectiformes; Scophthalmidae. Gene Ontology annotation, cellular component: membrane. The coding region runs from base 648 to 2519 and encodes 623 amino acids. Gene Ontology annotation, biological process: calcium ion transmembrane transport; intracellular calcium ion homeostasis. The record is from RefSeq and is a predicted model, not a curated record. The transcript has 17 exons. Gene Ontology annotation, molecular function: calcium, potassium:sodium antiporter activity; calcium channel activity.
AGUCGCCCUCUGCUGGUCAUUCGAGAGAACACACGUUUGAGACACGAGUUUGUGUGCGCGUCUAUGAGUGAAACUGCAGAGUCGAGGGGGCUCAAUAGUGCACAUUAAUACGGAUAAAUAUACUUAUUGAAUAGAUCUUGGCUUAAUCAAACGAAAUUAUGUUCUGCUUGAAUAUGAUUUCUCUUCAAAAUAUAAUGCAUGUGCUUUUCCCCCCCGCGCUCCAAAUGUGGAAGUCGCUCGCUCGGGAGUGAGGCACGAACACGGGACUGCAGUCAGCUGAGACGAUCCCUCCCUGGUGGGUCUGGUGCGCGACUCCAGGACGACACUCCCUCCCAGACGAGGGGAGGGGAGGGGGGGUCAGACUCGGUGGGAUGUGAGGACGCUCUGGGUCACAUUGUUUUGUUUCGGUGCUCGGAGAUAUUCGCUGUGGACGCGUCAGCUGCAGGAGCCGAGGCGUGUGGACGCGGACGCCGCGUUGGUCGGUCGGUCGCUGGCCGACUGAGAUGCCGAUGACAGGCCGGAGCCUCUCAGCGUCUCCCCGGAGAGAAGACCAAACGGCUGAGCAGCUCAGAGACAGUCGGUAGACACAGAACCGAGUCCGGCGGCGGCCACAUGUUCUGAGCGGAGAACCGGCGAGCGGCGGCGGGAUGACGGCGCCGAGGAGACCGAGGCAGACGCGCCUCCUCCCGCGGUUCUGCGUCUGUGGGGUCGGUCUGCUCGCGGCCUCUUGGAUCUUUCACUUGAGUGAUGUUACAGUCGUACAUGGACACCCCGAGAAUCGUGACAUCUCCCUGUCCAAGAGAGAGCUCACCCAACAAAAGGAAGACAACAACCAGCACGACAACACUUCUAGUGCGGCUAUCAACGAGUUCCCUGAAGAUAUCUUCACUCUGGAGCAGAGGAGACACGGAGCAGUGCUCCUCCAUGUUCUCUGUGCUAUCUACAUGUUCCACGCGCUGGCCAUUGUGUGUGAUGUUUACUUUGUUCCAUCACUGGAAAAAGUAUCGGAGAACCUCCAGCUCAGUCAGGAUGUUGCCGGGGCAACCUUCAUGGCGGCGGGGAGCUCUGCUCCCGAGCUCUUCACCUCUUUGAUUGGGGUGUUUAUCACAAAGGGCGAUGUGGGCGUAGGAACCAUUGUGGGCUCGGCUGUCUUUAACAUCCUGGUCAUCAUCGGCCUCUGUGGCAUCUUCUCCGGACAGCCCAUUUCUCUGAGCUGGUGGCCUCUGUUUCGUGAUGCUCUUUUCUACAUCCUGUCCAUACUGGUGCUUAUCCUGGUCAUCUAUGAUGAAAAAGUCGUGUGGUGGGAGACCAUCAUCCUGAUCUCAAUGUAUGGACUCUACAUAAUCAUCAUGAAGUUCAACAGAUCUCUGCGCAGCCUGGUAGAGACACACUGCCUGAGGGAAGGUCGGCCGUGCUUCAGCGGCCUGCGGCGGACGGCUGCCGUCGGAAACGCCGGAGACUGUGACAACGACAUGGUGCCGCUGAAGCCAGGUGCUGGAGCCCGAGCUUAUGCGUGUGUGGUGGCCGGUCAGGACUUGGGGGUGCCGAUGGUGGAUGAGCAGCUGAACCCGCACCCCCACCAGCUCUCCUUCUCAGAGGCAAGCCUCCGCCUUCUCAUCACCCCGCAUUUCCCCCCCCUCACCCGCUUGCGCAUGGCAGGACGCUUGGUCAUCAACGAGAGGCAGAGGCUGAUCCGAGCUCGAGUUGGCCAAGAGGAGGGUGGAGCAUCUGGGGAGGAGGGUUUGGGCACUAGCGGGCCAUGGGGGAGGGAGAACGGGUCAGUGGCUGAGGGAGACGGGCAGACGCUGGAGGGAGAGAGGGAGAGAGGUAAAGAGGUGGGCGGGAGGAAGGGUGACGGAGCGCCGUCUAAAGAGGAAGAGGAAGAGGAGGAAGAGCAGGAGGAAGGACAGGAGGAGAAUUCUCCCUUCAAACCUUUCAUUGUGCCAGAUGGCUGGUGUGUGCGUGUGAAGUGGCUGCUCUCUUGGCCUGUGAGCCUCCUGCUCCACUGCACCAUCCCCGACUGCAGCCUGCCACAGUGGGAGCGCUGGUACCUGCUCACCUUCCUCUCCUCCACGCUCUGGAUCGCCCUCUUCUCCUACCUCAUGGUCUGGAUGGUGACCAUAAUCAGCUACACACUUGGAAUCCCGGAAGUCAUCAUGGGAAUCACUUUUUUGGCCGCUGGCACCAGUGUCCCUGACUGUAUGGCUAGCCUCAUCGUCGCCCGACAAGGGAUGGGUGACAUGGCCGUGUCCAACUCCAUUGGCAGUAAUAUCUUCGACGUGCUGCUGGGCCUGGGCUUCCCCUGGGCGCUGAGGACUCUCAUAGUCAGCUACGGAUCAGUGGUGACGAUCAACAGCAAAGGCCUGGUGUACUCAGUGAUUCUGCUGUUGGCCUCUGUCAUUCUCACUGUACUGUGUAUUCAACUCAACCAUUGGCGGUUGGACCGCAGGCUGGGACUCAGUCUCCUGCUGCUCUACGCCGUCUUCCUCCUGUGCGCCGUCGGCUUCGAGAGGCUGUAAAGGACACACACACACACACACACACACACACACAUGCACACUCACAAACUCACACUCACACUCCCGACAACACCUUACCGUCAAAAAAUUACAGAAGUGGUCAAACUUCCAUAAGCUAUUAUUAGAUAGAUAGAUAGAUAGAUAGAUAGAUAGAUAGAUGGAUGAACUUUAUUGAUCCCAAACUGGGAAAUUUGGGUAUUAACCAAACAUAUGGACAGAUAAAUUGUUAUUUGAUCUCCCCCGGUGUCUGUAUGUGUUUGAGCAGCAUUAAUACAUCACCGAAUGCCUGAAGGCAACAUCGUUUACCUUUGAUAAACAAGUAUUUUACAUAGUUUUGUACGGAGCACCUCCAGCCCAGGCUCUUUGAAAUCAAACUCGGCUGAUAAUGCACUAUGUCUUCACUGCAAAUUUAUAAAGUAUUGAAUUUGUAUUCUGAAACCCAAAGUGUGUUAGUUUACAACUUUGUGACUGCCACGAGUAACCUCAGAUGAUUAAACGUGUACAUGUAUAUAGUUGUUUCUCAGCGUGUGAAGUUACUUCACAUUAAGUUUUCAACAUGCCUGUUGUGUAUGUAGCUGUAAAUGGCACUGCAUGGCUGAUCGUCACGCGCUGGAGAAUUGCACUAAGCCACUGUUGUCUUGGCCUUGUUCAUAAUGUUGCCCCCGUCCCCACCAACUGCACCCCCACACUCUCUCUGGAACAAGGGCAAUGUUGGAUGUCUGUGUAUGAGAGAAUCUUUCAGUGUAUGUUUGAGGAGUGCAAUAAAAAAAUGCUUUGGCUCUG